AUGCUCGGCAGAACAAUAGCAAGGUCCCUUUGGACAUCGUCAAGCCGACAGCAGCCAGCAGCGACAACAUGUCUCCUGUGUCAGUGGAGGAGCUUCAGCACGACGUACCCUCCUUCUACAGAGAGACCAGCAGCAGCAGCUCUUGGGCCGGGUCCCGGUCCGCUGUCCCACGCGCCGCGGUCCUACGGGAGGCGUGUCGAAAACUUCACUCCGACCGUCCUGCCCCGGCCGAUAGGCAUGAUACGGCCACCGAAACCCGGCGAGAACACUGGUCUGGAUACACGGUCCAUCAAGGAGCGGCGGGAUGACUUUGUCAACUGGGAGAAGCACCUCAAGAGGCGCGAGGAGCUGAAAUCCCAGAUGGCUCGUCCCUACUUCCGCGACUGGUCGAACCUCGGUCUCCACAAGGGCAAGACCUUCAUUGCGCCACCGCGGCUCUUCAAGCACGACCGCUCCCUCUAUUUCCCCAACCUUUUUGGCCACACCCUCCUCAAGAGCACCUCUCUCCCGCGCAACACCACCCCGGUCCUCCAGGGCAAGGCCUCCGUCAUCGCCGUCUUCAGCACUGGCUGGGCCGAGAGGCAGACCCUCUCGUUCACGUCGGAGACGAGCAACCCGGAACUGCACAAGAUCUUGAAGGAGUACAAGGGCCGUGCCCAGCUGGUGCGGGUCAACAUCGAGGACCAGUCGCGGCUGCGGUACUGGAUCUUGAGGGCCAUGGCGCCGUUUGUGCGGCGGAAUUUUAGGGAGGAAAAUUGGGACAAGUACUUCAUGGUGAGGAACGGCAUCUCGGAUGACAUCAGAGAGUCGAUUGGGUAUCUAAAUAGCAAGGUCGGGUAUGUGUACCUGGUCGAUGGGGACUGCAAGCUGCGCUGGGCUGGAAGCGGACCUGCCCAGCCGGACGAGGUGCAGAGCUUGACAAAGGGCCUGGCGAAGCUCCUGGAUGAGAUGAAGAAGGGCGUCUGGUCUGGAGCGAACCUCAGGUGA
This is a messenger RNA of Cryphonectria parasitica EP155, 987 nucleotides long. RefSeq lists its product as uncharacterized. Lineage: Eukaryota; Fungi; Ascomycota; Sordariomycetes; Diaporthales; Cryphonectriaceae. Gene Ontology annotation, cellular component: mitochondrial inner membrane. Bases 1 to 987 code for a protein of 328 amino acids. Gene Ontology annotation, biological process: mitochondrial proton-transporting ATP synthase complex assembly. The transcript has 3 exons. The record is from RefSeq and is a predicted model, not a curated record.